AGAAUGAACUUGAUGGAUAGCGAGAAUUCGAGUAGUCAUUCGAUAAGUUCUCCACAAAUGUUUCAAAACACGCACAACAAUUCAGCAAUGGAGGAUAAUUUGCUUUCUCGGCCAAUGAACAAUGAAUCACUUCAAAUGAUUAUUGGAUACUUACGACGAAAUGGUUUAACAGAAACUGAAGAGCUUUUGACUCGAGAAGCUGGACCAGUACUUAGAGUUGAAGGAUCUAAUGGAUUACCUCCAGAAGAAGCGAUAUCCGUUGAAUUCGACACAUUUGUCCAGCACGCAAACGAUUGUACAGAUGUUGUUCAAGCGGAAUUCAGUCAACUUUUAUUUCCUAUAUUUGCACACAGCUAUAUAGCUUUAAUUGAAAAGCAUGCCGCAACUGCCCGUAUAUUCUUCAAUCGAUUCAAGAUUUUCAUUCCUGAAUGUUUCUCGGAAUUUGUAUAUCAAUUAUCACUAAUCGAAGAUGCAAUGACGUUACGAGCCAAUGAACAUGUUCACAUUUUACGAGAAAAUAAAUUUCUUGUUCGACUUUCGAGGCCAACACUGAAACAUCUUGAAUCAAUUCAAACGAGAGUGAUUGGUGUUAAGAAUAUAAUUGCAAAACAUAUUUGUAUUGAAAAUGCUGACGAAGUAUCCACAAAUCGAACGACAAUAGAAACCCAAAUGGGUGGAAUUCUUGGAGUAACUUCGAAAAGUGAUAAAAGACAUAAAAUGAUGUUUUCGGUGUUAAAAGACGAAUUGAUGCAGAAUAUUGAAAAACGGAAGACAAAAGGAAAAGAUUGGAAAGAUAUGGGAAAGAAAAUGCAGACGCAUUGCCCACAAGCUGACCGAAUUCCUCUUCCACCAAUCAGCGAACAUCUUCGAGAGGAACGACGAAAUUGGCUUCGAGACGUCGGAAAAAUGGCCAUCAUUUCAGCUGAAUCACCCGUUUCCAUUUGUAUGUACACAACAGUAAAUGCACCAAUUGGAGUGGCUUCAUGUGAUUUUACGGAUGAUUCAAGUCUUAUUGCAAUGGGUUUAUCUGAUUCUUCAAUUGUUAUGAAUGCAAUGGAUCCGAUGAAUAAGAUGAAGAAGCUUCGUGAUAUGGAAUUUCUUGAUAAAAUCGAUAUUGAAACUGCGGAUAACGUGCAAUCACAAAUGUUUGAUUUACAAGGAUCAACGACAAGUGUGAGGUAUACAGGCCACGGUGGUCCCGUGUUUUCUGUCAAUUUUUCACCGGAUCGACGACUUCUUAUAUCAUCUGCCGGAGAUCGAACAGUUCGACUUUGGAGUAUGGAGACUCAGAGGAAUGCUGUUAUUUAUAGAACACCAGCAGUAGUUUGGCAGGCUCAAUUCUGUAGUCGUGGAUACUAUUUCGCUACAGCAAGUGCCGAUAAAACAGCUGCAAUGUGGUCGACAGAUCGAAUGCAUCCACUUAGAAUAUUCGCUGAUCCAUAUGGAGACGUUGGAUGUAUUGAUUAUCAUCCAAAUUGUAAUUAUAUUGCUGGAGGAUCAGAUGAUAGAUAUGUUCGAGUAUGGGAUGUUUGUUCUGGUACUCGAGUUCGCAUUUUUAGUGGUCAUAAAGCUUCGAUUAUCGCUGUCAAGUUCUCCCCAUGUGGUCGGUAUAUCGUCUCGUUAGAUGCUAUUGGAAAUCUGAUGAUUUGGGAUUUGGCAUACCAGAGAUUAGUUGCAGCUGAAAUUACGGAACAAGCUGGAACGAAGGGUUCAAUUACAUUCUCUCGUGAUGGUGGUGUAUUUGCGGUAUCCCAUGGAAAUUCAAGUAUUCAAUUAUAUUCACUUGAUACUCUUAUUGGAACAGUUCUCGCCGCUGGACAAAAUGAUUCCUACAUUGAGCCAAAAGUGAAUCUGGACGGUUUCAAUAUAGGAUCAUAUGCAACAAAAGAAACUGCAGUAAUCGGACUCCAUUUCACUCGUCGAAAUCUUCUUCUUGGAUUUGGUUGCUUCGGGCAAUAACUGUCAUCUUGCCUGCUAUUAUUUGAACAUUUUAUCUUUAAAAUACAUUAUCUCAAAAUCUGGUCUUUAACGUGAUCCUCUCAUUCAUAUUAAAUCUCUUUUUCACUGGUGGAAUAAAACCUUUUAACAAAUUUUAAA
Molecule: messenger RNA, 2097 nt
Organism: Caenorhabditis elegans
Lineage: Eukaryota; Metazoa; Nematoda; Chromadorea; Rhabditida; Rhabditidae
Gene: taf-5
Product: Transcription initiation factor TFIID subunit 5
Exons: 7
Coding region: 13-1959 (648 amino acids)
Cellular component (GO): nucleus
Source: RefSeq, marked reviewed